Wyeomyia smithii (pitcher-plant mosquito) is the source of this 2438-nucleotide messenger RNA. RefSeq names its product facilitated trehalose transporter Tret1-like. The record is from RefSeq and is a predicted model, not a curated record. Gene Ontology annotation, molecular function: sugar transmembrane transporter activity. Bases 998 to 2392 code for a protein of 464 amino acids. The transcript is spliced from 5 exons. Gene Ontology annotation, cellular component: membrane. Gene Ontology annotation, biological process: transmembrane transport; carbohydrate transport. NCBI's taxonomy places the organism in Eukaryota, Metazoa, Arthropoda, Insecta, Diptera, Culicidae.
UACAAAAUCCUUCAUCAUAACUGAUUCUCUUAAUUCAAUCAGAACAUGGCAUAUAUAAAACCAAACAAGUCUAUCACGGUAUUCAUCUGCCUAAGUUACGAUCAUCUAGUUUUAUUUUAGCAACAAUUAUACUCUGCAGGUUGUAAGUUUUAUUUGGUCAUCAGAGGGACUAUCAAACAACUUUAUGUAUAUGACGGUUGGCACAGGAUGGCUGUAAAAAAAUUGCGGAUCAUAUUUUAUGGCUUAAAAAAAAAAAAACAAAAUAAAAUCAAAGACUUUAAUGUAAGUUAACAAAAAACGAGAAACAAAGCAAUCCAAUGUCUUCGAAGCAUUUCGAUUGUUACUUGGGAUAUGACGCUGCAUCACUAAACUGUCAAAGCGGUUUGUUUACCAUAUGUCUCAGGUUGGUUCAUCAUAUUUCAGAUAUACCAAAAUUGACCAGCUCUUAUUGCUGGUGUUAUGUAUUGUUAAACAGCAAAACGAAACGGUGAAUUUGUAAUAAUGAUUGAAAUUUACUUUCAAAAAGAAUAAAGUUUAAAUAAACAAAAUGAUGCAAGAGCCCAAUACAGAAGCUAUCAUCCCAUGCCCUAGUGUGAAGAUGAUUGUACUAUUUGGUGAACUUCGGGUGCAAUAAUCAGUGCUGUCCGUACAAUUAUUGAACAACUUGAUUAGCUGAAUCGGCUGCGUCAAUCGUUCAAAUGAACACCAUGAUGAUUGAUAACGACUGGCAGUAAUUCUGUUCUGUUAUUAUGUUGUUAUCAGCGGAGUACAUGGUGGAAGUCAGAUAGUUUUUUUUUCUACAGUGAUAAUUAAUUGCAGCUUUAAUCGCGACUGCAAUUUUUUCUAUAAAUACACCCCUGCUUCGAAGCUUUAUUGAACUCGGCCAUUCAAAGUUUAUCACCGUCUAGAAUAGUCAAUUAUGCUGUUGUGUUGUGUGAGAUAGUAGUUUCGUUAUUGGUCUCGAUAGUUGAACUCUUCAGUGCCUAAAAGAUUACCAAUGGAUACCACUGACGUAAAGAAACCUUUUUACACAAAACAAUAUAUAGCUGCAGUGAUUGCGACACUCGGUGCAUUCUCGAUUGGUACCAUUUUCGGUUGGAGCUCCCAGGCGGAGCCAAAAAUUUUGAAUAAUGGCGAAACCGAUUACAACAUCGAGCGGGAGGACUUUGCGUGGGCGGUGGCUUUAAUGGGUCUCGGCGGGGCGAUAAUAAGCAUUCCAGCCGGAUUGAUUGUAAAGCGGUUGGGGGCCCGGAAAACGUUAUUGUUGUUUGUUACUCCUACUACAGUUGGUUGGAUCCUCAUCGUCUGGUACAGAAAUGCCGCAAUGCUGCUGGUCGGACGACUUUUUACCGGAUUCGGAGCGGGUGCAUUCUGCAUGAUAGUACCGAUCUACAUAGGCGAAACGGCUUCGCCGGAGAUUCGUGGUACUGCGGGGUCGCUUUUUCAGCAGAUGAUUAACCUCGGCAUACUUUAUGCGUACUUCAUCGGAAUGGUGUCGGAGGUGUUUACUCUCAGCAUCUUGUGCGGCAUCGUGCCGAUCGUUUACGGUGCACUGUUUUUCUUCAUGCCGGAAACACCCACCUUUCUGGUAUUGCGUAAUAAUGACUCGCAAGCCGUUAGCUCUAUCAAGUGGCUCCGUGGAUCGCAUUUCGAUGCCGCCGCGGAAGUCGACGAAAUACGUAGCCAAAGUCAACUGGCGGGGAAGGCGGACCAGAAGACGCAGUCUGUGUGGCAAUCCUUUCGGCAGCCGGCAACGGUUCGAGCGCUGGUCACGAUGUUGGGUCUUAUGUUUUUCCUGCAGAUGUCAGGUGUUAAUACGGUGCUGUUCUACACGACGUCCAUAUUUCAGUCGGCGAACGUAGUCAUCGACCCGGAACUGGCAACAAUCAUCAUUGGCGGAAUGCAAGUGCUCGGGACGUUGGUUUCGACGGUCAUCGUGGACCGUGCUGGUCGCAGAUCAUUGCUCAUGGUGUCCGGCGGCGCCAUGAUGGUCAGUGCGUUAGCGUUCGGCAUCUAUCUACUGCUGUUGGCCUCCGACGGAGAUGUGGCCUUUCAGGUGGCGAAGCUGGGUUGGAUUCCGGUUGCUGCCCUCUGUAUGUAUGUGACACUGUUCUCCGUUGGUUUAGGUCCGGUGCCCUGGCUGAUGCUGGGGGAAAUAUUUGCCUCGGACGUGAAGGGACCGGCUAGUGCCCUGGCAAACAUGACAAGCUUCGGGCUUUCCUUCGUCCUGUCCAGGUUGUUUCCACUGGCGUGGGACAGCAUCGGUGGUGGACCGACAUUCAUCAUUUUUGCUGGCUUCUGCUUCCUGGAAGUGGUGUUUGUGGUUCUCGUCGUGCCGGAAACGAAGGGUAAGUCGCUCGGGGAGGUACAAAUCAUGUUAGCCUCCCGGUGAAGCAAACCUGCAUUGAUGCUCAAUAAAUAUAGUUUUCAAUACCGAA